Molecule: messenger RNA, 2501 nt
Organism: Myxocyprinus asiaticus (Chinese sucker)
Lineage: Eukaryota; Metazoa; Chordata; Actinopteri; Cypriniformes; Catostomidae
Exons: 2
Coding region: 474-1388 (304 amino acids)
Source: RefSeq, a predicted model, not a curated record
ACAGCAUAAUAAGAAGAAAAGCGCUCGGAAACACAUAAGCUAAAAUAAACGAAUCUCGUUCAGAGAGGAAAACAUAAGACGAUAGCGCCAGUCCUCAACAACUCACUAUAACACCAAAACGCUCCCAUAUAAAAGUCACGUCACUUCCUCGCCCAUCCCUAAAGGAGAAAAAAGAAACAUAGGAAAGAAGAGUGACGCGAAAAAGUCAGUAAAAGACCGAAGGAGAAGAUAUUUAAAGACGUUGGUUUAAAGAGGAGCAAAGAAGUAUAACAAAGUUGCCAAACACACGUUUAUUCCCUCGUUUGGAAAGAAACCGAUUUGAUUAACCCAAUUUACUGCUGUCCCCUGAUUUUUCAAUGCACUGAAAUAUUCUGUUUGAGACGAAUUAUUUUCACUGUCGCAGCUUCAUUGGACUGGAGGAAUUAUUCCUGAGCAAAAGGCAGGACUUCUGCUUGAGUUUGAAAGAACACAGCAUGCCUCUCCACAAAUCAUCUCGAACCCCCCGUCUGGACCCCACAAUGAUCUCCGCUCCACUGGGUGAUUUCCGUCACACCAUGCACAUUGGUCGUGGUGGGGAUGCUUUUGGUGACACCUCCUUCUUGUCCAGCCAUGGCCCCUCUAGUCCUAAUCCCAACUCUGUUUCAGCAGUCCCGGCAGCCGCUGCAGAGACCACAGAGUUUCAGAUGAACCACGAUGGUGAAAGUGGAUGGACGGAGGAGACCCGUCCAAGUGGGCUCCAACAUUCAGAUUCAGUGUCCUCCUUUGACCUCGACUUUGAUUUAGGGCCAUCCAUUUUAGGAGAUGUACUGGGAGUGAUGGAUGGACUGACUCUGGGUUCGGAUUGGACAGGGGGCAAAGACAGUGAGGAGGUUUUCAGUCCUGGCAAGAGCACAAUGGAUGUUAUGAUGUCACCAAAGAGUGCUGUGAAUGAGUUGAAUGAGAGGAAGAGAAUGGAAAGUAUGUCCAAAGGGGUGUGCCAAAGAGACGAGCAACUAAACGAGGAGAAUGGUUUGAAAUCCAAAGGGCUCAGGCCCAAAGUUCGAUUUAGCGACAAACGGGAUGUGAUCAUCGGUCGACAGGAUGUAAUUGAGGGGCUAGAUGUGGAAGGUGAAGAAGACAUGUGCUUGAGACCAAGUAAUGGGAUGCAGGAGAUCAGUGGAAGAACACCUUGUGACAAAGACCCAGAACAACCUGAGCUAAGUAAUCAGAGGGUGGACAACACUCCAAGACCCUCUUUCUCAGUGAACUCAGAAUAUGAGGGAGUCUCACCAUUGGAAAGGAUGCGAGAAGACCAGCAUCUUUCAGAAACGGAUUCAGAGGAGGAGGGUGCAAAUGGAGAACAAGGAUACACUUUUGAGGACGAGUUUGAUGAUGAGAUUGGUUUGUAAAAGGACAUUGUGAGGACAACAUUUGAGGACCAAAAGUAAGUUGUGUUAUUGUCAUCGUUGAUGGAUCAUAGCAUGUGAACAGAGGUUUUUUUUUUUAUCAUGAUUCUUUAAAACAUCCCAAAACAGGGAGAGUUAAUGACAAUUUUUACAUGAGGUAAUAAAUGGAAUAGUUACAAAUUUUACGAAGAAGUUUAUGUUGGUGUUUUCUCAUUACUGAAUGCUUUAUGAAAGGAAGACCAUCUAAAUGUUUUGUCUGUUUUGAAUUGUCUAACUACAAAUUUUGAAUGUCUCCAUGGACAGAUGUCUUAAAAAGAAGAAUCAAAGAACAAGUGUUUUCAGACCUUUAAACUCUUAGCCAUACAAAAAAGAUUUACUGAUCAAUAUUUCCACUUCACAGUUGCAUUGUAGGGCACUUUACGUUUUUCCAAUAACUGGAAUACUAAUAUCAUGUGGAGAGAGACUGCUGGAGAUUAUAGAAAAUUGAAAAAUGGGUAAUGCUUAGAAAAACAUUUGUACGUUUAUUUUAUUUUUUUAAUAUAACCAAAUAGAGUCAUAAAUUAUUGUUUAUAUUAUGGUCAAAUAUGCAGUGCCUUACACAAAGAUGUUUUUCACCCAAAUUAUUUAUCCAUUACAGUUUCUAUAUUAUUGAUGUUUGCUUAGUUUCAUUGAAAAGCCAGUGAUAAAGCUUUUUUCUUUUUGUAUGAAGAUGCAUUCACAAAUGCUGGAAUUCUCUCUCAAGAGUUUAUCUUAUUGCUUAUUGUUAAACAAGUCCAAAAUGUUUAGUUUUUAAACUGUGAAUGAAAACCAACUUGCAUAUUCUGGUUGGCUCAUAUGAGUUCUAGCUCUUGGCCAUAUUUAAAAAGGGAAGCAUGAAAAGCUUUUAAAGGUUGGGUUUCUUUGCAAAAACAGUUGAUCUAAUUUUUUCUUUUACAUUUAUUUGACUUAAAUAGUAAAGGAUAUAUAGUCACAGACAAUCAGAAAUUAUUUUAAAUUGACUCGGAAACCUCACUGUGCACAUCAAAAGAUUGUAGAUCGGACAAGACCAAAGUAUGCUAUUGUUAUUAUCUUGAUUUUAAGAUCUGCAGGUAAAUAAAUAUUUUACUAAUCUUUAAA